CCGCCUGGCUAGCAUGGCUUUCUCCGCGCCCGGCGCUGCCUCCGCGGGGCUCCGCACCCAGGACGCCUGGACCCAGCAGAUCUUUCCUGUCAUCCACUGGAUCCAAGCAGUCAUGGCUACUUUGAGCGUAAUAGGGUCCAGUUCGCUGAUUGGUUAUGCAAUGCUCCAGAAUACAGCCAGAUCCCCCCAGGGACGGCCUUUGUUCUACUUGAGCCUCUUGGAUCUCUUUCUGGGCAUGAUCUGGCUGUUUGGGGCUCUCCUCUACAAUGAAGAGGCUGCCACGUCCGCAAGCCAGGAGUCUGCUUGCUACAACCUACAAGCCACAGGAGAGAUCUUCUAUGUUGCCUCCUUCUUGUAUACUGUCAAUUACACUUGGCACCUUUACAUAGACCUGAAGAUGAAAUACAACCAGAAUCUACAAAACCGGCCACCCCAGAUUAUAAGCUACGUAAAUCACAUUGGCCGAACAGCUAUCUUUUUGUCUGGCUCUGUCCCUCUCUUACUGAUGGUUCCCGUGUUUGGGCUGGGCAACUAUUACGAAUGUUAUCAGAACUUCACUGCGGAACAUGGGUGCCUCUUGAUGCACACGGAAGUCAAGUUCAUCACCGGUCCCCAUCAACAUCCGUGCAGUGUGAUGUUCUCUUACGGCAUCGGAGUGUUUUUCAUCUCAUUCCUGGCCAGCUUCAUUGCUAUCCUGGUUUUGCUUCUCCAAGCCAGAGCGCUGUACAAGAGGUUUCUGAAUUCAACCGGCUACGUGGGCGAUCAGGAGUGGGCGAUGAUUAAGAUGGUAGAGCAAAGAGUGUUUUUGUACCCCAUGAUAUUUUUUUGCUGCUGGGGUCCAGCCUUUAUCCUUGGAAUCUUCAGACUGACAUCUUUGGAGCACACCAGGCCGUACAUGGGAUUUUGUGUUUUAGAGGCCCUGACAGCGUCAUCCCAGGGCCUCCUGAACUGCGCUGUUUACUGCUGGACCCAGCAUACGUUCCGCUGCAUGAAGCGCAGGGCCUGCCAAGACGGCGAGACCCAGACGCCGCUCCUGCGGUCCCAGAAGAGGUUCUACGAAAGCACGCUGCCCGCUGCUGGACGCCAGGUGGAGGCCAAGUCCGCUGCGGGCUCCACGGCGCUGUGAGCAAGGGAGCUUUUGGAGUCCCUCUGGCUGAGCACCCGAAACUCUCUCCUCCCACUCCUUUGGCACCCUCCUCACUGCCACGUAUUGCCAGAGGGGAAGGUGGGCAGCCCAGCCACCUUGGCCCACCAGGCUCCCCACCUGAUCCCACCCAUGCCCUGCCAAGUUAAAGAGACCUUAUCCAGUCCAGCGCCCUGUAACCUAUCAGGUGGGAGGGAACGGCCAAUAACUUUGGCAUUCAAAAAAGGACUGGUCUACACAAGGAGCAAGACUGCGAUGGGCCAGCGGCGGCAGCAACGGCAACCUCUCCCCAAUGAGCCUUUUGGUGGAGCAGGAAAACUGAGGCUUCGUCAUGGGACCUGGAUGGUGUGUUUGACAACCGUUACUUAUAUGGGCGAGGGGGAGCCUCUUUUAAUUCUGCAGCCGUUCCUGUACAGGAGAUUAUUCCAGGACUGUGUUGGAAUCUGGAUGUGUGUGAUAAUAGGCUGCUGUGGGGCCGACCUUUUCUUCCUCAGAGCUGCUUGUUUUUGUCGUUUUCCACUCAACAGUAAAGACAAAAGGGAACAUGUGG
This is a messenger RNA of Podarcis raffonei (Aeolian wall lizard), 1694 nucleotides long. RefSeq names its product transmembrane protein 116 (gene TMEM116). The transcript is spliced from 11 exons. Bases 14 to 1126 code for a protein of 370 amino acids. Gene Ontology annotation, molecular function: G protein-coupled receptor activity. The record is from RefSeq and is a predicted model, not a curated record. NCBI's taxonomy places the organism in Eukaryota, Metazoa, Chordata, Lepidosauria, Squamata, Lacertidae. Gene Ontology annotation, biological process: adenylate cyclase-activating G protein-coupled receptor signaling pathway. Gene Ontology annotation, cellular component: plasma membrane.